AGAAGGAGAUGGUGAAGGAGCGGUGGAGGCAGCAGGCGCUGCGGCAAGCGGCGAGACGGACGAAGCAAUCGUCAAGCAGUGCAUGCGGCGUUGGCGGCAGCAGUGGCGGCUGCAGGGUGGGCGGGAAGGAGGGGGAGGGGCAGGCCGCGCCCCUCCUGCUUGCUCACAUCCACUCGCACCCACUCGCGCAUGCACACUGCUCGCCAAGGCACCACCGCAGGAGGACCAUAUCGAACCCUCCGCUCACGCGGGCCGGGAUGUAAUUUCCUUCUCUCUCACACCAUCUCACUCGCACUCGCAAUCUCCCUCCUACCCCGACUCUUCUUCCCACUCCCCCAACUCCCUCCCUUUUCCUCCAACCUCCCCUCCUCUCCCUCCGCCUCCACACACUCCUCUGCCUCCCUUCCUGGAACCCUCCUCCUUCGCCUGCAACUCUCUCUUUGGCUCCUGGGCUGGGAUACCGCCUUCCCCGCUACAAGACGAAGCAGGCCACCCGAUAAAUUUCUCCCAUGUCUCAGCAGCCAAUCAGCAACUUCCCCCUGGCGAGAUUAAGCAGGUUCGGCGAGGGCUGCGCUUGCUUCGGAGAAGUGCUGCCUGUCUCGCUGCUGCCCACGCCGGCAGGUUCGGGAUCGCCAGACCUGGAGAUGAGGCUCGGGGAGGAGGUGGUGCUGAGCUGGACGAGGUUGCUGAGCUGGCAAUGAUGAUGUCAGCUGCCACGCGGGACACGCGAUCACCCUUCCUGCGACCUCCCCACCUUUCCUCCAACAACCUGUUCCGUUCUCCCUUUCCUUUCUCUCUUCCCCUUCUCCUCCUCACUUUGCCUUCCUUGCAGCAACCAGGCAUCAACCUGGCAUGUGACUCGUCGUUCCUUUUCACCCCCCCCAACCUCCACCACUACUCAGCCUCCCCACCUGGUCCCUCACCAUCCAGCUCUCUUUCACGCUGUCCACUCUUCCUUCCCCUUUCCUGCCCCUUCCCCUUCUCCCUUCCCUUCUCCUCCCCCGCCUUGCUUUCCUUGCAGCAACCAGGCAUUUGA
Closterium sp. Naga37s-1 is the source of this 1036-nucleotide messenger RNA. The record is from the annotation of a GenBank genome assembly. Lineage: Eukaryota; Viridiplantae; Streptophyta; Zygnematophyceae; Desmidiales; Closteriaceae.